Molecule: messenger RNA, 3511 nt
Organism: Pieris brassicae (large cabbage white)
Lineage: Eukaryota; Metazoa; Arthropoda; Insecta; Lepidoptera; Pieridae
Gene: jeb
Exons: 4
Coding region: 191-754 (187 amino acids)
Biological process (GO): positive regulation of MAPK cascade
Cellular component (GO): terminal bouton
Molecular function (GO): protein binding; transmembrane receptor protein tyrosine kinase activator activity
Source: RefSeq, a predicted model, not a curated record
AGCACGUUAAACACCAGACGCCGCGUAUCACCCUGCGCCGGCAUAACAAAACGCAUGGUUAUAGUGCUCUCAACAAGAAACGUGUGGAUCCCGCGUAACUGGUGCAGCAAAUCUUAAUUCAAGUGUCGCCGGUCAAAUAAUGUUGGGCACAGGCCCGUGUUAUGUAGGCCUCUGCACUUAGUGGAGGGAAAUGCGACUGUGGGGGGCGGCCACGGUCAACAUGCGGGUGUGUUGCGUCACGACUGUUUUAGCGGCGCUGGCGCUGCGUUCAGCCGCCGAACCAACUCCCCGCCGGUACCCGGCCGAAUGGCACACCGGACGUGAACUGCAAAUUCGUUCACGGCCAUUACAUGAACUUUUCGAAUCGGAUACCACAGCUACUGAGCCCGAGCGGAAUUACGCCUCACCGAUACACAAAGAACGACGACGUACGCGUACCAACAAACGCGCGCCACGGCUUCCUGGCGAAGUUGCGAGCCAAAUGAUGCUGAGGGCCGCACGAUCUGGACGACCCUACGAUGUCCCUCAAAUAGAAUGUCCCCCGGCCGCUGAUGGCAUGGAAAGAUUCGCAUGUCCCACACCCGACCGUCAGGGGCGUUACAGAUGUAUCGACGACCAUGUGCUCUGUGAUGGUUUCAUUGACUGCCCCAGUGGGGAGGACGAAGAUCGGCAGGCUUGCAUGUUUUAUAAGACGACAAAAGCUCACUUGGACGUACUGGCCGACGCGCUGCUGCGGUGGGCGCGUGGCCGCUAAUCAUCCCUCCGAACAUUUAGUUCUUGAACAUUCCAUCAGUGAUUCUCAAAUAGACUGAGACAUUAUUGAUCCUAUUCAGUUACGCUGCGUACCGCAUGACGUAUUUAGACGCAACCAGUACUAAUUACAGACGUUAUGAAACAUAUCAAGUGGUGCAUACGGCGAAUAACCACUAAAUAGUGUAAGGAUUCCGAAAGCCGGUGAAUUGUUCGUUAGCUAUUGUGUGUAGUGGUAACAGGCGUUGGAACCUGGUUACGUCAAAAUAAUCUCUCGGCAGCUAUUUCGUCAAUGUUUAACUUCUAGCAAUUAUUAAACUAAAAUGUAAGACUGGUAGUCGACAUUGUUAGUCGGUAGAGCGUAUAUGAAUAUUUUAGUUUAUAUCCCUUCAUUUGAAAUAUAAAUCUAUUUAUUGUAUUUAUUCGAAUAGUUUUAAUUACUUUAAAUGCAUUCCUUGAAUUGAGGGUUGUAAGUAAAUAAGCGUUCAUAUUCUAAUAGGUUAGGUUGACUAAUUUGUGUUUAUUUUGAAGUGUCGGCCUAUAUUUGGCGUACUGCAUAUGACUAGCAGUAAGCCUUCGAUAUUCCUAUGGUUACUUUUGGUUAUUUCAGUAGGCUUACGAAAAACAAAACCGUCUUGUUACUAGGCAGCUAUAAAUGUAAUACAAAAAGACAAACGUUAUGUUUACUAUUUGAAUGUGUCGAUACUAAAUUGGUUGCCGAAUAAGUCAAUUAUCAUUGAUUCAAUUUCAUCUAUGCAAAUGAGUCAAGACUCCAAGGAAGUUCAGCAACAUUAAACACAUACCACAUUUUUUUUUUAAAUUUAUCUUUAAAAUAUCUUCUUUAGAAUCUUGCAGUCCGCAUCCUAUAUUAGAAAACUUAGAUUUAGGACUCCGCUAUUAUUUGUCGUGAUUUUAUGAUAAUUACAAAAUGUACUAAAUUGUGCUAAUUACAUUUAGACAUAUAUCUGAUGUUAUAAUAUAGUUUAAAUGUUAAAAUAUAUGUAGUUUAUAUGAUAAAGUAGAUCUGCAUUUAUUGUAAUACUAAAAUUAUCGCACCAAUUUGUAUGAAUAGAUAUUACAGCACUAUUUUGUGUCUAAUAGAUUAUAAAGUAUUGUUUUUAAUAGUUAAGUGUAGUACGAGUCAUUAAUAUAGGAAUUAAGGAUGCGAUCUAUAAGAUUAUAUGAUUACUGAUUGUGGUACUUUGGAGGCCGACCAGAGCUUUUUGUUUGAUAAACACCGAUGUGGUCUGUUAGAACCCAGGUUCUUGAGCCAUCAGACUCUUCGGUAUUUAUAUUAAUAUUUUUGUUUUAAUAAAUAAUGCUUUGGUUUGAGGUACCACAAUCAAAUUAUCAUAAAACUACUAAUUUAAAAUCUUAAAUGCCAAAGAAGUUUCUUUAGCAUGUUAUUUUUUUUUACGUUUUAAUAAUUUUUUAUUUCACAGAAUAGUAAUACUCUUUACUCAUAAAUGACUUUUCGGCAAAACAAUUGGCGACGUCUUAUUCUCGAACCAUUCCUAAGUGUAACUACUGGUUUAUUAAUGAUAAAUAUAAUUAUAAUAAAUAUAUUACCUAUACUGUAUUUGCACUCAAAAUUUGCCUGUUUCGUAUGUGCACAGCAAUUUAUUGUGAUAUUUUAAAUAUUUUAGAUUAAGGCGAAUCAUUAUCUCGGAUAUAUGGAUAUUAGUUUGUUUACAAAUAUAUUUACCUCUGUAUUGAAUACAGGCUAUUUCCUUGCUAACCGCUGAAAUCUUAUGCUGAAGCUAAGGCUUAUAUCUCGAAGCUGAUGUUAUUUUCCCUCUACUUACUUGCACUGUUGUUUUACAUCAAUAUAAAUGUAUGUUAAUGGUGUGUAUUUGUGAUCUUUACCUCCUAGAUGUAAUGACAACAUUUUUAAUAUUAUUCUCCUAUACAAUUGUAUCCCUGUAUUUGUUUUUACCAUUUCUAUUUCACCUGUAUCUAACAAAUGCAAACUACAUUUACAUACCCAUUUAUUACUAGAAUAAUAUAUACACGCUUCACGCUCGUUAGAUCUUCCCGUUCAGAAUUCUAAAGUGUUUUCAUUAUAUUUUCUUAUGACGCAUAAACACGGCUAACCUAAAUAAACAUUCGCUCAACGUGUACCACAACAGAUUAUCGUUUAAAAACAAUAUUUUUAGAACUCCCUUGUAGAUAUUGAAGAUGAAUGUCACAUACGAAAUUUUCAUAGAAAUUCGGCCAUCGAGCUCAAGUUUCCUUGAAGACGUGUGUUUAUUAUUUCGCUAUUUCUGAAUUAUAUUAUUUAAGAGUGCAACUAUUUUUGUAGAUACGUAUAUACGUUCAAUUACCACUAGAUAGAGAUUUACAUAUUAUAUUUUCUCAUAAUGUUAUGUUUGCCAAGGACAAACAAUUGUAAUUAACUAUUCUUCUUACCGCACAAAAUUAAAAGCAUAAACAAUUUUUAGAACAUUCUAUUUACAGAGAGCAUAGAUGCUAAAUUUCCAUAGAGUUUCCCCAAAGGCAUUUUGCUCAGACUGUUGUCAUUGCGUAGCCUUUGAAUUAAGAAUAACUCCGAGAGAAUUCUUAUGCAACAGCGACACUAGUUAAAAUUAAUUUACCAUCUGUACAUCUUCCUAACCUUCGUUAUUUUGAUCACCUGAUAAUUCUCUCAGAGAAUAUUCCUAAACCUUAACCGACACUAGUGAGUUGCCUAACCGUAUUCGUGUCAAGCAGCUCACAUGACGGUAAUCUUAUAACGACUACGCUAUUUUGUAGGCGUAAUAUA